UGAAUAAAAUAAUACUAGUAAAAAUUUUCCGCGAUUUUCUUUUUCACAACAAAAUUGACACAAACAGCUGUUUUGAUUCUUUAACGAAAAUAGAUAAUGGAAAAUUGCAAAGAAAAACAAAUGUACUAAGCGCACUGACAAACUCGUAUUGAUUAAAUUGAAUCUAGUUUUAAACUCAAUAAGUGGACACUUGAAAAUCUGUGAUUUAAAUAGAUUUUGUGCUGAAAAAGUAUGAAACGAUUACACGAGACAGAAGCCCCAACGGAGAUACCAACGACGUCGACUGACGCUUAUAAGGAGAAGCGCCCGAACAAAUAUGAUUGUGGUAUAUCGAAAGAUGCUGAUAGUGAAGAUGAUAGCAGCAGUAGCGAUUGUGGUAGCGAUAAUGUUGUAUUGACCAGCAGCUCUAAUCACUUCCCAACUCGCCUUGGCAAAUGCGAAGUCUGCGCUGGUGCGAACGCGCGCUAUAGCUGCCCCAAAUGCGAAGUGAAGACCUGUUCCCUGCGUUGCGUGCAAAUCCACAAAAAGGAGCUGGACUGCGAUGGCAUACGCGAUCGUACUAAAUUCAUACCCUUGCGAAAGAUGACUAAAAUGGACUUCAUGAGCGAUUACUACUUUCUGGAGGAGUCUACACGCUAUGUGAAUGAUCGCAAGAAUGAUACAAUUAAGCGUUUUACACGCUACAAUAAAACAUUGCCAACACAUUUGUUUCGUUUACGUGGUGCAGCCGCUGAACGACGCACUGUUCUGCGGUUUUUAUUGCCAAAUUUCACGCGUCACAAAAAUAAUACAACUUUCUAUGAUUGGAACUUACGUAAAAUCUACUGGCGCAUAGAAUGGAUAUUUAUCAACGCAGGUGCGCUACAGUAUGUUGAUGAGCGUUGUGAUGAGGAUUUUAAGUUGGCACAGUUGCUGGAUAAAUAUAUAAACAUACAGAAUGCGGAGUCAGUGCCGCAGAAGAAGGCAUUGGAAUACUAUCAAAGUACAGGAUUAAAUGGAUUAAAGCUGCUCCUAAAAGCUGAGG
Messenger RNA from Rhagoletis zephyria (snowberry fruit fly), 1024 nucleotides. RefSeq names its product box C/D snoRNA protein 1-like. Gene Ontology annotation, biological process: snoRNA localization; maturation of LSU-rRNA from tricistronic rRNA transcript (SSU-rRNA, 5.8S rRNA, LSU-rRNA); box C/D snoRNP assembly. NCBI's taxonomy places the organism in Eukaryota, Metazoa, Arthropoda, Insecta, Diptera, Tephritidae. The record is from RefSeq and is a predicted model, not a curated record. Gene Ontology annotation, cellular component: pre-snoRNP complex; nucleus.